AUGUCCACGGACCAGCCCGAGUAUCCCGAGGCGGAGCUGGUGACGGAGGCCGGGCCGCAGUGGCUCAAGGCCGAAGUGGAGCGACUUUCCCGGGAGCUGCGCGACACCAGCCGGGAGAAGAUCCAGGCUGCGGAGUAUGGGCUGGCGGUGCUGGAGGAGAAACAGCUGCUGCAGCAAAGAUAUGAGGAGCUGGAGACAGAACACGAGUCUAUGCGACAGGAACUGGACCAGCUUAAGGACGCCUUUGGACAGGCGCACUCCACACACAGGAAGGUGGCUGCAGAUGGAGAGAGCAGAGAGGAGUCUCUCAUCAUGGAGUCUGCCAGUAAAGAGGCCCAGUACCAGCAGAAAAUCCUGGAGCUACAGAAUGAUCUGCGUCAGACCAAAGCCUCCCUCACUAGCGCUCUGGCUGAGAACGACCGUCUCUCAUCAAUUGCUCUGGAGAUGAAAGAGAAUUUAAACCUUGCAGAUCUGCAGCGUACUCAAAUGCGUGAUGAUAUCAGGGAGUAUAAAGUGAGAGAAGCGCGACUGCUACAAGACUACAGCGAGUUGGAGGAAGAAAACAUUUCUCUUCAAAAGCAAGUGUCUGUGUUGAAACAAAGCCAGGUGGAGUUUGAAGGCCUUAAACAUGAGAUCCGUCGUCUGGAGGAGGACUCCCAGUGCCAGCACAAUCAAAGCGAGGAGUCCAUUCGUCUGAGGGAGAUCGCCGAGCGGCAGCUGGCUGAGGCCUUAGAGACAAUAAAGACCGAACGCGAGCAAAAGGCCAGUCUACGGAAAGAGCUCUCCCACUACAUGACCAUAGGGGGCACUGUCUACAGCAGCUCUUUCAAUAUAUCCAUAGACAACCUGAAGCUUCAUGACGACCCUUCAGUCACAGAGCCCGACAAUGAUGAUCUCAUCCGGGGUUUCGAAAAUGGAUUGGUCAAGUUUGGUGAAGGGGACAAUGACAACAAAAGAGAUGGAUUUAAACCCGCCCCCAGCUUAGUAGACGACCUUCUCAGCGAACUUAACAUAUCGGAAAUUCAGAAGCUCAAACAGCAGCUUGUACAGGUUGAACGAGAGAAGGUUGCUCUGAUCAAUUCCCUUCAGGAGAGUCAGAAGCAUCUGGAGCAGGCCUAUGGCACAGUGUCCGAGCAAAAGGAAACAGUCAACAAGCUGACGGAGAAUCUCAGCGCCAUGCGGAAACUUCAGGCCAGUAAAGAGCGUCACUCUGCUCUGGACUCUGAGAAAGAGCGGGAUAGUCACGACGAUGGAGAGUACUAUGAGUUAGACAUUAAUGGCCCAGAGAUUCUCAAGUGCAAAUAUACUGUAGCCAUGUCCGAGGCAGAAGAGCUCAGACACGAACUGAAGAGUGUUAAGGCAGAAUAUGAUCAGUGUCGAAGCCAGUAUGAGGUGGAGCGAGCUCGACUGGAGGGAACAGUCCAAGAGCUCAGGGCCAGUCUGUCCUCUCUGGAAAAGAUCACUCAGGCAGAUAAAGCCCUGGUUACCCGACUGGAGAAGGAGCUGCGUGUGGCCACUGAGGCUGCAGGAGAGUCGUUAGGAAGCCUAAAUAUUGCCCAGGAUGAGCUCAUAGCUUUUAGUGAAGAGCUUGCAAACCUUUACAACCAUGUCUGCAUGUGCAAUAAUGAAACUCCCAAUCGUGUCAUGCUUGAUUAUUACAAAGAUGGCAAAGCCUUGAUGAGAAGAGGUCAAGAAGGAAAAGAACUCACAAACGGCCUCGCUGAGUCUGCUGCAGAUCAGCGUCCAGAGCCCAUGAACAUCUAUAAUCUUGUAGCAAUCAUCCGGGAUCAGAUCCGCCACCUGCAGCAAGCUGUGGAUCGAACCACGGACCUGUCCCGGCAGAGACUGGCCAAUCUGGAGCUGAGCUCAGUGGCAGACAAGGACAAAGAGGCUUGUAUGGAAGAAAUCCUCAAACUCAAGUCUCUGCUUAGCACCAAACGAGAACAAAUUGCAACUCUUCGAGCUGUUUUAAAGGCUAACAAACAAACUGCUGAGGUUGCUCUGGCGAACCUGAAGAGUAAAUAUGACAUUGAAAAGGUGAUGGUGACAGAAACCAUGAUGAAGCUUCGCAAUGAACUUAAGGCCCUUAAAGAAGACGCUGCCACAUUCUCCUCACUGCGAGCCAUGUUUGCCACAAGGUGUGAUGAGUAUGUUACUCAACUGGAUGAUAUGCAGAGACAACUUGCUGCAGCAGAAGAUGAGAAAAAGACUCUUAAUUCCUUGUUGCGGAUGGCCAUUCAGCAGAAACUGGCCUUAACACAGCGACUGGAAGAUUUAGAGUUUGACCACGAACAAGCUCGUCGAAACAGCGCCACAGUGGCAACCGGCAAGGGCAAAAAGGGAAAAGGAGCCAGCCACAAAGGGAGUGUCCGGACAAAGGGCAGAGAGAGGACUCGGGACUCCACUAUGGGAGCAGACAGUUUUCACGACCAGCUCACGGAGGACAGCACUUUCCUCACGAAUGAACACAGACUAGACACCGAGCUGGUGGACAAACUCAUCUUGCAACUGAACCGGACAUACCCUCAAAUACUUACAGAUAAAGAGGCCACCAGAUUUCGGAACUUGGAUGUUCCCACCAGUGUCUGUAUCGGUGAGCUCUUGACAUAUUUGCAGAGUAAAGGAGAAGAAGCCUGUCGAGAGUUAUACAGAGCCCUGCACUUACACGUAGAAGAGGUGUACUACAGUUUACCUACGCGACUUCGCCUCAGGGAUGCUUUAGAUCCACUGAGAUAUCCGCAAACUCUCCAGCAGAAACAUGUCCUGAACGAUCAAGGGCCUCUUUUCUUCAUUGGUUGUUUUAGCAUUGCAUUGGGAUUGGCAUUAGUCUAUUAUUAUGGAGAAGCUAAACUGACAGGAGGAAGCCGUGCUCUUGGAAUGGCAGCUCUGGGCCUAAAGAAAAGGGCACAAGAGGUUCUAAUAUGGUACACAGAAGAAACAUUCAAGAAAUAA
Messenger RNA from Knipowitschia caucasica, 2952 nucleotides. The record is from the annotation of a GenBank genome assembly. Lineage: Eukaryota; Metazoa; Chordata; Actinopteri; Gobiiformes; Gobiidae.